GUCCUUGCUUCGUCUCCUUCGUGUUCUCAUCUUGGCGCUCUGGGAAAUUUCUCGCUCGCAAGUCGCAACGUUCUUCUUGGUUUUGCUGAACUUAGAUCUUUCAUUUACUUGUGAGAGAGAGGUAGAACACUGUUCCAGUAGCCAUGGCAAAGCAUCAUCCUGAUCUGAUCAUGUGCCGGAAACAACCUGGGAUUGCUAUUGGAAGACUGUGUGAGAAAUGCGACGGGAAAUGCGUGAUUUGUGAUUCUUACGUGCGUCCGUGUACUCUUGUACGUAUAUGUGACGAAUGCAACUACGGGUCAUUCCAAGGCCGGUGUGUGAUAUGCGGAGGAGUUGGAAUCUCAGAUGCUUAUUACUGCAAAGAGUGUACACAACAGGAGAAAGACAGAGAUGGUUGCCCCAAGAUUGUUAACCUCGGGAGUGCUAAAACUGAUUUGUUCUAUGAACGUAAGAAAUAUGGAUUCAAGAAACGAUGAUAUAUGGGUAUUUCCGCUAUUUGCACAAUCCUUUUGAUUGCUUCAACUACUUGGAUCUCUUACUGCUAUGUGUAAAACUUGUUUGUUGACGACUUCCGUUGCAUAAAACAUAUAUAUUCCUGAUCUUAUAUUGGAUAUCAAUAAAGACCUUAUGCUAAAUUUUA
Messenger RNA from Capsella rubella, 640 nucleotides. RefSeq names its product PHD finger-like domain-containing protein 5B. The record is from RefSeq and is a predicted model, not a curated record. Lineage: Eukaryota; Viridiplantae; Streptophyta; Magnoliopsida; Brassicales; Brassicaceae. The transcript has 2 exons. The coding region runs from base 144 to 476 and encodes 110 amino acids. Gene Ontology annotation, cellular component: U12-type spliceosomal complex; U2 snRNP; catalytic step 2 spliceosome. Gene Ontology annotation, biological process: mRNA splicing, via spliceosome.